UGUACACUGUACACCGAGUUCAUGGGAUGCAGCACGGUAUCGUAGUAGAACAGUGCACGAGACUUAUCAAUCCUUCCUGACCGGGGUCCUACGAGAUUUAUGGCUGUCCUUUCUCAUUGGAUACAAUUUUUCAAGUUCAGGAAUAGUUUUCGACGACAGCUUCAAGAUCAGCGAGAAAAUUACGAAAGUGAAAUCUUGGACUGGCCGGCGGAGCUGCACAGCCCUCCUGAACUCAGCGUCACUACUCAUAGACAACGAAAUUGAGGGAAUCAAUGCCCACGUAUGCAGUCUGUCUAGCAAUAAUCUCGUCCGCACUGCCUUCUCCUGCAGCCAAUUCAUCUCUCGAAGGAUGUGCAAAUGGAACCAGCUCUGUCCGGCGUGAAUGGAGCGCUCUCGGAAAGCCCGAACGACUUGCAUUCGUCGGAGCCGUCAAGUGCCUGAUGGACAAGCCAUCACAGAUUCCACAAGGAGAAGCGCCCGGAGCCCUUAACCGAUAUGACGACUUCAUUGCCACUCACAUCAACUACACGCACGUCAUCCACAGCAACGGCAUCUUUCUUUCAUGGCACCGUCACUAUCUCCAUCUCUUCGAGAAAGCGCUCCAAGAUGAAUGCGGUUACCAAGGCAGUUUGCCUUACUGGAAUUGGCCAUGGUGGGCUUCCGACUUGCACAGCAGCCCCUUGUUCGAUGGUAGCCCAACCAGUCUCGGCGGUGACGGAUAUUACAACGCAAGUAGUGAGCCUCGUGCCAAUGGCAACUACACGUUCCCCAGAGGCAAUGGAGGAGGUUGUGUCGCGGCGGGUCCUUUUGCAAACACCACUUUACAUUUCAAACGAACAAAGGGUAUCCCGACUACCAAUGACCCAAACAAACUCGAAUACGCUCCUCACUGCUUGACACGGGACCUGAACAACGGCAUCGCUUCCGAAUAUUGUUCACAGUCUCGCGUUGACGGUGUUCUUGCCAGUCCAGAUAUUGCUACGAUCCAAUCGCUACUUUCCGAUUUUGUGCCAGGUACGCCGAUCAUGGGUCCGCACAAUGGAGGUCACUACGCGGUCGGUGAAGAUAUGCAAGAUCAGUUUGCCAGUCCAAGCGACCCUACUUUCUGGCUUCAUCACGGAAUGAUCGAUCUCCUCUGGACGAGAUGGCAAGCGAAAGAUCCCGCGAACAGGCAGUAUGCUUUGGAUGGAACUGUCACGUCGUUGAACAGACCCCCAAGUCAGAAUGCUACUUUGGAUUACAUGCUGGACUUUGGAUUUUUGGAUAAAAGUCGACCAGUGUCUACGUUCAUGGACGUGAAGAAGGAGAUUUUCGAUUAUAGUUACGAGUAUGUUGAGGGUAAGGGUGAGCCUGGAGAGUAUGAGAGAUAA
This is a messenger RNA of Periconia digitata, 1370 nucleotides long. NCBI's taxonomy places the organism in Eukaryota, Fungi, Ascomycota, Dothideomycetes, Pleosporales, Periconiaceae. The record is from the annotation of a GenBank genome assembly.